GCGGGCGCCCCCCGGCGCCCCCCGCGCACCAAGAUGGCGGGCUCGGAGCCCCACGGGGACGCGACCGCGGCGGCCGUGCUGAAACUAGAUGACGGGCAUUUAAACAACUCCCUGGGAUCUCCCGUGCAAGCAGAUGUGUAUUUUCCACGCCUCAUCGUACCGUUUUGCGGGCACAUUAAAGGAGGGAUGAGGCCGGGCAAGAAGGUCUUAGUGAUGGGGAUCGUAGACCUCAACCCUGAGAGUUUUGAGAUCAGCCUGACGUGUGGGGAGUCCGAAGAUCCUCCUGCUGAUGUGGCCAUCGAACUGAAGGCUGUGUUUACAGACCGGCAGCUGCUAAGAAACUCCUGUAUAUCUGGUGAGCGGGGUGAAGAACAGUCGGCGAUUCCCUACUUUCCAUUCAUCCCAGACCAGCCGUUUAGGGUUGAAAUUCUUUGCGAGCACCCUCGUUUCAGAGUAUUUGUGGACGGACACCAGCUCUUUGAUUUUUACCAUCGAAUUGAAACGUUGUCAGCCAUUGACACGAUAAAGAUAAACGGAGACCUCCAGAUCACUAAACUGGGCUGAACUUGUUCAGACUCUCUCAAUGCCAAACGAGAUCAGGGACGACCCUUUGUCUGGAAGAGCUGUCCUAGCCGAAUCUGGAGACUUUUAAAGGCAAGCUUCACUGCCUCUGCUGUGUGUGCAGUUUAAACCCAAAUGAUGAACUGAGUUUAGGGCUUAAUCGGCAGCAGUUUAUCAGUUUUCAAAUGGGAACAUUGCAUCGACAUCAGAAAUGCUCAACCAUUUUUAACACAGACAAUUCUUCGUGUGCAAAUAUCAUUUCUGCACUGAAGUGGAUGAGUGUAGCACAAUCAAAAAUAUAUAUUUUAGUCAGGGUAUUAAAUAGAAUAUAGGUUGUUAAAGUUUUUUGCACAGCGUAAUGUUAUUACAUUUUAAGGCUUCCCUGUAGUUUAUUUAUUUAUACUCGAUGUAUGAAUUAGAAAAAUAAGCAAUGUUAUUGAGCAUCAAGGACAGCAAGUACAAGAGUUUGGAAUGUACAGAUGUCUUAGGUUCUUUGGGUAAAUUAAACAUAUCGUUCUUGAAACACA
Molecule: messenger RNA, 1088 nt
Organism: Tachyglossus aculeatus (Australian echidna)
Lineage: Eukaryota; Metazoa; Chordata; Mammalia; Monotremata; Tachyglossidae
Gene: LGALSL
Product: galectin like
Exons: 5
Coding region: 34-564 (176 amino acids)
Molecular function (GO): carbohydrate binding
Source: RefSeq, a predicted model, not a curated record